GGUUGAUCGAAUCUGUGGUAUUGUCAUGUUGCCUGUAGUAAUUUGCCCUCCAUAAUGCCGUUCCCAUUCGUCCUAUCCACCACAUCCAACAUCUCUUUCCAAUCUCAUCUGACUUCAGCUACCCAUCCAUCGUUCCCCUCUUCAGCCACAUCUCAGAGAGCAAUUCUGCGCUCAGCGUUGAAAGAUCACAAGAGACUUCACCCGGCUGAUCAAGCGGCCAACCUUGUCAGUCUUGCCUCGACGACUCAGAACUAUCUCAGAUAUCUCUUAUCCCUCGACUUUGCACUAAGUGGGAAACCCGUAGCAGGGGAAGAUGUCGACAUAGCCUUGGUCAAGGAAGUCGAGAUUGAGUGGAGGCCCACUUUGACUUCGAACCAUAUCCCAGGACGGGAAUUGGAGCGAGUCAAAGGAAAAGGUUUGGACUAUGAAAUCUAUUUUGUCCAUCAUACCCUUGCCUCGAUACAGACUCUCGUGGCUCGACAAUCACUUCUCGGGUUGUUUGCAUCAUCAAGCCCCAGUCCAGAACAGCGGACGGCACUGAUACAGAAUGCCACCAAAUGCCUUAAAAUGGCGUAUUCCAUUCACUUCUACCUCAUCCAACGAGCAAAUUCCUCCAGUGAUGGCCCACCAACAUUCCCACCCAAUGCUGUUGAUGUUUCUCCAUCAGUGCAAAGUGCGCUGCAGCGUCUGGCGCACGCCGAAUUCAAUCUUCUCUGUGUUCUCAAGGAUGACCCAUACCCAGCAUUGCUCAUACAAUCUCGGAACAAAGACGAUAGAGAGUGGAUGAUCAAAGCCCCAGAGAUACCCAAAGUCCGGGCUCAAGUCCUCACCAGGUUAUGUAUUGGCGCCGCAGAACAUGCCACCGCGGCGAGUGCCUCAUUGAAAAUUGAAGGAUCGAAAGUCUCCAAGGAUUUCAUUGAAUACUGCGACGGUGUAAAGAGAGCCGCCCGUGCAAAGGCUUGUAGAUUUCAAGCCAUUGAUGAAGAUCUAUCAGGAAGCACAGGGAGAGGCAUCGCGUGGCUGAGAGCAGCCUUGAAUGAGCUUGGGGUGGAUGUGGGCAAGGACGGCUCGAAACCAUCUGGACUUGGCAAGCUCAAAGCGUCAUGGAAUGAGAGGAGGGAGGACAAGCGGAUUGAGAAAGGAAGUGGACAUUGGGGAAUGGAUGGCGGUAAGCUUGAAGAGGUGCGGAUCGUUGAAUUCCUCCACCAAAAGAUGAGCAAAGAAAACGACACGAUCAAUGUUCAACUGGUGCCCGAAUGGAAGCCUUUGUUGGCCAUGCUCCCAAGCGGAAUGAACAUGCCGAUUGAUGAAAGAUGGAAACCACACCUGCUCGAAGAGGACGAACUGGCUUCCAUGAGAGCGCCUCCUGACGAGACUGAACUGGGUGAUGUCGGGACUUCGGAAGAUGAAGAUAGCGACCCUAGGCAGCCAGUCGGAGCAUUUCCAGGAACGCAUCAGGAGUAUGGAGGAGGGGACAGGGGAUAUUACUGAGGGAGAGAGCCUUGACCUUUGUCAGUGAUCUUGAACACAGAGAAUCCAGACUCAACAUCGAGAUAUGACAAUGACAGCCACUUUCUGACUGUCGUUGCCACUUCUGACAGACAACGACCACAGAUGAUUUCAACGACGAUAUGUACAAGUAUAUGUAUAUUUGCCUAAGGUGUCGUUGGUAUGCAC
This is a messenger RNA of Exophiala mesophila, 1677 nucleotides long. RefSeq lists its product as uncharacterized. Bases 55 to 1491 code for a protein of 478 amino acids. The transcript has a single exon. Gene Ontology annotation, cellular component: plasma membrane. Lineage: Eukaryota; Fungi; Ascomycota; Eurotiomycetes; Chaetothyriales; Herpotrichiellaceae. The record is from RefSeq and is a predicted model, not a curated record. Gene Ontology annotation, biological process: cellular response to pH.